Messenger RNA from Dentiscutata erythropus, 2118 nucleotides. The record is from the annotation of a GenBank genome assembly. NCBI's taxonomy places the organism in Eukaryota, Fungi, Glomeromycota, Glomeromycetes, Diversisporales, Gigasporaceae.
AUGGCUUUCUCGGAGAUCCACAACGAAACUCUGAGAUCCGCAUUAUGGAUUCCUAUACAAGUCAAUUCUGUACCUAACAAUGAUCGAACUGAAACUUACCUUGCAAAAGCUAUUUUUACCGAUCAAUCCUACCUCGUGCUUGUCACUAACUUACGGUAUGUCUGGUUUGAAGAAUUGUUUGCUGACGAGAUAACUAAAAAAUUCCAGGAAAGCCAAAGCUUUUUCUCACCAAUAUUCGAAAUGAAAGUCACUUUGGACCACGGUCGUUUACCAGAAUACAUGCAAUUUUUAUCCGAAUAUUUAUUACCACAACGCUCUGACGUCACUCAUAAAAUUAGUCUGCAAAACGAUAAUCUAUUGUUAGAAUCAAAGAGAAAUGUGGGCCCGAUGGAAUUGACUUGGUCAUUUUCGUGUAAAUUAAUCCCAACCUCUUCACCUAAAAAAACAUCAAAUCCUGAUUCUGAUAAAUUUGUUGAUAGUGCAACAGUAUUAUAUACACAUUUCAUCCUUCCUCACUUGUUAGUAACCUCUGCUUAUAAUCAGCAGAUAGAAAUGUUACAUAGUUACAUCAAAUCAAAAGAAGAACGAUUUAGUGAGACUGUUCGUUUAAUGUCUUUGAUGCGAUUAGAGACUCCGGGUAAAACUGACAAAAGCUCUGACAACACUUCACCGUCUUUCGAUCCGGAGAAAUCUUAUGAAGAAAUCGAGCAGAUUAUUCAGGAUUGCAAUGUUUCAGAAAAUAAUGCGACUCUAAAUGUCUGCAAUUAUCCUACGUUUUCAAGACUGUUUAGAACUGCAACAGAACGCGUUAUCCCCCAAAAGGAUAAAUUCCCAUCAACUUCUGUACUUCCUGAAAAUUUAUCUUAUUCUUCAUCAGCCCCUACGUUUUCUGCUUUCGAAAACCUCCCAGUGUCACAACUUGCGACCCUUAAGCUACCGAGCCUUUCAGAUACGCAACUUACCAAGUUAUUUACACCGUAUAAUGAUCCUGCAUUCCCAAAUUCACCUGAUGAUCCACUUUAUGUUUCUCAAAAUACAAAAGCUAAUGACGCUGAUGAAAUUGAAAUAUUAUCACCAUCCGUAUUUACUUCACAGGUGAAGUCGCGUGUACAUAAUAAUCCCGAGGGACUGCCACGUGACGUCGGCAAAUCAAAAGUGAGCAAUGAUAAGUUAGAUUUGGCUCAGCAAGAACGAGAACUUGAAAAAAGACGACAGUUGAAAGAAAUGGCUGCGAAACAAGAAAAAACGACCAAGAAACAACAAAAGGAACUCAAUGAGAUGGACUCCUUUCCGAAAAAUUCAUCGCUUCCAACAAGCUUUGAGCAAUUGGGGUUGAAUUCAUGGUUAAUAGAUGCAUUAAACGCAAUGUCUAUAAAAUUCCCAACUGAAAUUCAAAGUGCAUGUAUACCUAAAAUUUUGUUAGGGAAAGAUUGCAUAGGAGAAGCAAAGACUGGAAGUGGUAAAACUGCUGCUUUCGCAUUACCAAUUUUACAAAAGUUGUCUGAAGAUCCUUUUGGUAUUUUCGCUCUUGUUUUAACUCCUACAAGCAAGAUUCGAUUUUUAGUACUCGAUGAAGCUGAUCGUCUUUUAUCGGAUACCUUUGCAGAUGACCUUAAUGUCAUAUUUGAUAAUAUACCUUCAAAACGACAAACGUUGUUAUUUACGGCGACAAUGACAGAAAAUAUUCUAGCACUAGAAAAUCUUGAAGAAGAUCCGGGCAAGAGACCUUUCGUUUAUCAAAUUAAAUCAGAUACAUCAACAGUAUCAACUCUGGCACAAUAUUACAUUUUCAUACCAUCUCACGUCCGUGAACCUUAUUUAGUCCAUCUUCUUCGCUCUGAACAAUUCUUAAAUCAAUCUACAAUAAUAUUUUGUGGACGUUGUAAAACUGCUGAAUUAUUACGCGUAAUGUUGGUAGAACUGGAUAUUCGAUGUACUAGUUUACAUUCAUCAAUGAGUCAGAAAGAAAGACUAAAUAGUUUGGGAAAAUUUAAAGCGGAAGUUGUAAAAGUUUUAAUAGCUACAGAUGUUGGUAGUCGAGGUGGUGUAGCGUUAUCAAUUGUUACGGAACGUGACAUAGAUCUUGUUCACAACAUAGAGGCUAGGACAAGUAAAUAA